Molecule: messenger RNA, 1182 nt
Organism: Dictyostelium discoideum AX4
Lineage: Eukaryota; Evosea; Eumycetozoa; Dictyosteliales; Dictyosteliaceae
Exons: 3
Coding region: 1-1182 (393 amino acids)
Biological process (GO): carbohydrate metabolic process
Molecular function (GO): catalytic activity
Source: RefSeq, a predicted model, not a curated record
AUGGCAAUUUUGUUUAGUUUUUCACCAUGGGCAGAUAUUGGAAAUGAUCAACCAGCAUAUAAACUUGCAAGAUUAAUGGAUAAAUGUUUAUGGUUUGAAAAUGAAAAUGGUGGGUUAGGUAUACCAAUUAGUUGGGCAAUGAGUGGUCAAACAAUGGAAGCAAUAUGUAGAGUUGACCCAUCAAUUGCAGGUUCAAUUAGAGUUAGAACUUUAAAUAAAGGUGUAUUCACUUCAUGGGAUCAAUCUGAAAUCAUUGGUUCAACUUUUCAUGCAUCUAGUUUAGUUCAACCAUGUUUAGAUGAUCAUUAUCAAGAAGCAUAUAUAAAUGGAUUUGUUAAAGAAGAUAUUAAACAUACGAAUGAAGUGAUGUGGAAAUUAUUUGAAAGAUCACCAAAAGGAUUUUGUCCAAGUGAAAAAGUAUUUAGUAUUCAAUGUAGUAGAUCUGUAGUAGAGGAAGGAUACGAAUAUUGUAUUAUAGGUGGCGAAUCAUUUGGUAGUGAUUUUCAUGCACAGAAUAAUAAAGGUGGUGUAUUUCAACUAGAGAAUGGUUUAAAGGUAUUACCAACAGUGAAUGAAAUCUUACCAAAUGAUUUUCACAAAUAUCAUAAAGCAGAGUUAUUAAUCGAUGAAAUUAUAAACUACUGUCGUAGAAAUCAUAUUGGUAGAGUGGUUUUAUCAGCAGAUGUUGAUUUUUGGUUAGAAGGUGAUGAUUGGGAGACUGCAGUAGAGAAUGGUUUCAAUCGAAUCAAAUGGAUGUAUUUAAAAUGUAAAGAAAGGGAAAACGAAAUUAGAAUGGUAAAUACUCAUGCACUAAUAGAAUCAUCUUGGCAACAAGGUUAUUCAGGUUUAAAUAGUUUAAUUAGAUUCUAUGAAUCAAUUGGUAUACCUGAUCCAUAUCGUUUCAUCUCAAGUUGGACUAAUCCAAAGGGUAAUUUAGAUUUCGUAGAUUGGUCACGUUCUGAUAAAGCUGCUCAAUUCAUCAAAGCUCACACCGAUAAAUACUUACGAGGUAUCAAUCAUCAACAAUGGGUUGAUGGUGAUAAACUUCAAUCUUCAAAACAAAUGUGGUUAAAUAUCUCUGGUACUGUAUUUUAUGAUGAUAGACCUGAAUGGAGAGAUUUCAUGACAGAUUGUUUUAACGAAAAUUUAGAAAAGGCUUGGAAUUUAUUAAAUGAUUCUUAA